AUGUCAACUCAUCGGUAUGACCGCGAAUUUGAAACCGCCGCAAAGGCUUUCUUGCAACAGAAAGCACCAGUAUUCACAACACCUACAGAGAUCCGCGCUCUCAACGAGCAGUUUCUGCCCGAGAUUAUGAAAGGGUACCCUGUAGUCCAGGGCAUCGAGCAAACACCAUUCAACGUGAAGAGCUAUGACGGCGAGUCAGUCCAGCUCACCCGCUUCGCAUCGCCAGCCGCACUCGCUUCAGCCACGCCCGCACCUGCGGUCCUCUUCAUCCACGGCGGCGCCAUGGUCGCCGGCUCUGUCAAAGUAUACGGUCCCCAAAUCGCCUACCUCGCCCACCGCACCGGGUUCCCCAUCUUCGGCAUCGACUGGCGCCUCGCCCCCGAGCAUCCCGCGCCAGUUGGAAUGGAGGACUGCUACGCCGCGCUCUCUUGGAUCUCAAGAAAUGGACAGGAGCUCAAUGUGGACGCUUCAAAGCUCGUCGUCAUGGGCGACAGCGCCGGCGGUCUCCUCUCAGCCAGCACAGCGCUGAUGGCGCGCGACCGUCAGCUCAGUCCGCCGCUUGCGAAGCAGGUCUUGAUCUACCCAACGCUCGAUGACCGUAUCGACUUUACGGAGAACGAUCCUCGCAGGGACUUGCUGCUCUGGCGGCCGUCGGAUAGUGCGGCUAUCUGGAAGGCAUACCUCGACAACGACAAGGCCGGGACGGAAGAGGCCGUGGUUGCUGAGAAUACGGUGCCGCAACGGAUCAGGAGCCUUGGAGGUCUUCCGUCGACGUAUAUCGACGUCGGGACUUUGGAUUUCUUCAUGGAUGAGAUCUUGACGUAUACGCAGCGAUUGGUGUCGGCGGGCGUGGAAGUCGAGCUGCACACGCUGCCUGGCUUGCCGCACGGGUGGGAAUUGGCAGGCGGAAUUGGCUGGUUUGAGAGGGCGAUGGACUUGCGCGUUGCUGCCAUAAAGCGAGUAUGA
This is a messenger RNA of Cyphellophora europaea CBS 101466, 966 nucleotides long. RefSeq lists its product as uncharacterized. The record is from RefSeq and is a predicted model, not a curated record. The transcript has a single exon. Lineage: Eukaryota; Fungi; Ascomycota; Eurotiomycetes; Chaetothyriales; Cyphellophoraceae. Gene Ontology annotation, molecular function: hydrolase activity. The coding region runs from base 1 to 966 and encodes 321 amino acids.